AGCGCAUAAAUAACAAGAUUCAUUGCCACUAAACGUCGCAUCAAUGAAACGGACCCAUUUUGACGUUUCAUAUCGCAUCGAUAAUUGUAGGUGGCGUUACUGUCUUCGUGGAAGCGCUCAGUGACCGCCCGCGCCCGGGCCGAGCUAGUUGCUUGCCAUCGACCGGGCAAACCCGCCUUGAAUGAUAAAAAAACACGCGCGAUUACAGCCUACAAUGUCCAAAACCAUCUAUCAUGAAUAAAAAACACAAAACUAAAUCAAAAUGUCGCCGUGAACGCGCGUUAUAGUGUUAAAAGUGCGGAUUUUCGACGCUAUCAAGCAAGGAUCAGAGUGAGAUAGGUGCGCGAAAAAGGAUAGGCUAGAUUAAUGUACCUUGUAUAAUUAAAAUAUGACAAAAUUCCUUGGUGUGUGAGUGCGUGAUUUUUUAAAGUGGUGCUUUUUUCAAUUGGCUUGCAAUUUCGGGCUAAGGAAUAAAUGAAAUAUCCUGUAUCCUGCUGCUGAAAAUAUAAUCCGGCCCUCGAACCAUCCAUUUACACGUUCCUCGAUGUCCAAAGCCAGGAUUUAAUUAAAAAAACAACUGUCAACUUUGGCGCCAAAAAUUGACAGCUAUGAGAGUUUAGUGACGGGGCAAAGACACGGAACUGUGAUUUUGGAAUCAUGUGUUAAGUGAUCGAGUGACGAUUCAAGAUGGCGACGCCUCCAGAGUCCCCUGUAGAGGAGCAUGCGUACGAGUUGGAGCCGAGUCGGACGCCGAAGCCGAUUCCUGUCGCCUUGGAGGAGCUGUGUAGACAGACAAAGUUUUCUAAACAGGAAAUCAGAGUUAUGUACAGGGGAUUUAAAACGGAGUGUCCAGAGGGAGUGGUCCAGGAAGAAUCCUUCAAGGACAUCUACGCGAAAUUCUUCCCCCACGGGAACUCAGCGCUCUACGCCCACUAUGUGUUCAAGGCCUUCGACGUCAACUGCAGUGGCGCCAUCAGCUUUAGGGAGCUUCUAGUGACGCUUUCAACUCUCCUUCGGGGGUCAGUCUACGAGCGGCUCCGCUGGGCCUUCAGGCUCUACGACGUCGAUGGAGACGGUGCUAUAACCAGGCAGGAACUGGCAGAGGUGGUGGUGGCUGUACAUGAGCUACUGGGGAGACGGGCGCCGCCUGGGUCACCUGCUGCGAGGCUGGACGAUGCUAAGGCUAACGAACAGGUGGACCGCGUGUUCAGGAAGCUCGACCUGAACCAGGACGGCGUGAUCACCAUCGAGGAGUUCCUGGAGUCGUGCCUGAAAGAUGACGUCAUCACUCGUUCGCUCCAGAUGUUCGACACGGCACUAUGACGUCAAUCCGACGCAGCGCGCUCGCAACUUGCCGCCAGGACUGAAGCUAAGCGUGAAAGCCCGUCACUCCGCGUGAUCCGUUACUGCCACUGCGCGCGCGCCGACGCCGGCUUCCUGCGCAACAUGGCGGCCGCGUGCCGCCGGCGCGUGCGCCUCUGCGCGCGCUACGUCGGCUUCCUCGACAACUUCUACCACGGGGUCGUCAAGCCCAGGAUACGGAGCGUUUUGUUUUUCCAUUUCUAGAGGGUUAGAGAGCGAGGUCUGAUGUUUGUUGGAUUUCUUAAG
This is a messenger RNA of Ostrinia furnacalis (Asian corn borer), 1608 nucleotides long. RefSeq names its product Kv channel-interacting protein 1. NCBI's taxonomy places the organism in Eukaryota, Metazoa, Arthropoda, Insecta, Lepidoptera, Crambidae. The record is from RefSeq and is a predicted model, not a curated record. The transcript has 7 exons. Gene Ontology annotation, molecular function: calcium ion binding. The coding region runs from base 688 to 1323 and encodes 211 amino acids.